AUGAUCCAAACUUCGACGAACGGCCCCAUGGCAACCAGUGGAACUCACAGCUCAAGAUCAGGGAAAGUACUCGUUCAGCUCCAACAACAAUGGGAGACCAUUCAAAAAGAACUAGCUUCUACUCGACAGCAGCUGCAAGUAGCGAAAGAAACCAAGAAACAAAAUACAUUGCAAGCACAAGAAUAUGCCGAGUCCAACACACAAUACCGAUCCGAGAUCCAAACCUUGAUGCGGACACUUGAUUCAAAACAGCAACAAUUAAAUACAACCAAAAAGUCAUCUCAAAGCAUGGAGACUCAAGUGAAGAAGCUCAAACAUGAAGCUCAUGUUGCCCGAAAAGAACUAGAAGUCGCCUUAGAGAAACACCGAAACGAAACGGAAGAGCAAGCACGGCUGGAACAACACUAUAAGGUGUUGAAGGAUUCGAUGGCAUCAGGGCCGCAGCGAGAAGUAGAUUGCUUGCGUCGUGAACUUCAGGUAGUCAAGGCACAACUCGCCAUGAUGACGGAACGAUGUUAUCUCUUGUCCAAAGUACAUGAAUCAAGAGCAUAUCAAUGGGCAGAAGAACAAAAAGAAAAGAUUGAACAAUUACAAAAGAUGCGGGAUCAGGUUCAAGCAACAAAUCAGACGUUUGUGGAACGCGUGCGAGAAGAAUUGCAGGCAUUGUCGAAGACGGCAGAAGAGUCGGAUGGGGACUUACAGGCAGCUGUUACUCGAUGCCAGUCAGAAGUCUCGGAUUUGGUACUAAGCAUUCGUACGUACGCAAAGGAUGAAAAUACAAAGAACGAAGACGCGUAA
Molecule: messenger RNA, 798 nt
Organism: Zychaea mexicana
Lineage: Eukaryota; Fungi; Mucoromycota; Mucoromycetes; Mucorales; Lichtheimiaceae
Exons: 2
Coding region: 1-798 (265 amino acids)
Source: RefSeq, a predicted model, not a curated record